UAAAAACAGCUAAAUUUGGGUAAUAAGGUCAUUAUGAUGCGUUUCUUCAUAGAGUAAACAACGUUAUUUACUCUAUGGUUUCUUACACUUAUAUCGCAAAGGGUUAUUUUAAAACAUUGAUAGUAGCGAUUUUUUAAUCCGCGCGUGUCAAAUAUUGUGUGUAGUCAAUGAGCAAACUGGCUUUUGCAAUUUCAUCUGUUUAUUCAAAUUCAUCACUUCUCUUGAAAGGUACUUACUUUUGAUGGGGAGAUUUAUAUCGUACAUACUUUUACACCUAUUAAUCGUGUGCGCCGAUACAGAGGGAAGCGUGACAAAUGGCGAGAAGACAGGAUCUAAACCAACCAUUUAUGAGACUGUAGAUUCCGUUGUCAGCUGCUCGGUUUGCCAAAUGCUGGUUGGUAUGGUUCACGCAGCUGCGAAAUCAAACCUGCCUUUGUUCCUUGCGGAACUUCAAUUUGUAGCCAUUUGUAAAUUUGUGCAAAACUCAGAGGUAUGCAAAGGGAUCUUUGAUACAUUUAUACCCCACGUGUUACCGGCUUUCAAGCAAGUUCAAAUAGGACCAGAAGAAAUUUGCAGUAUGCUUAUCGAAGAAUGUCCGCAAAUCACUAUACCUUCGCAUGAGUGGACAGUUAAACUGCCGAACGUAUCUAAGUCACUACCGCAAAAGCGCCAUACUUUCCAGAAGAGUAGUAAACCCAUUAAAGUGUUACAAAUAAAUGACAUUCACCUGGAUCUAGAGUAUGCUGUUGGGAGUGUAAGUAAUUGCGGUGAGCCACACUGUUGCCGCAACUUUUCAACUGAAAGCAUUUUUGCAACAAAAAUUCCAGCGGGAAGAUGGGGAGAUUAUCGAUGUGAUAUACCGCUGGAAACGUUAGAAUACUUCCUUGAAUCUAUUGCAAAACAACAUCCGGAUAUCGCCUACAUUAUGUGGUUGGGUGAUAUUGUGCCUCGUGAUAUUUGGAGGCAAACAAAAUUGAGACAGAUAGUUCCGCAUAGGCGAGGAAUUUCUGUUUUGAAGCGUAUUUUCCCAAACAUGUUGAUCUUACCAACCAUUGGAAACCAUGAUACCGCACCAGAUGGAUGCUAUCCCCCACCAUGGGUAAGUGACCCUAAAUUUUCUAUUUCGUGGUUAUCUAAGAAACUGGUGAAAUUUUGGAUGGAUUGGAUACCUUCGUCACAAAAACGAAACGUGUUGCAUGGCGCAUACUACAGCAUCCAUCCCCGGCCUGGUCUCAGGGUACUCUCUUUGAAUACCAAUUAUUGUCACUGUCGGAAUUGGUGGCUUUACAUAAACAGUAUUGAUCCAGCCGAACAACUCGAAUGGUUAGUAAAUGAGCUGCAUAAGGCGGAGAUAAGUGGAGAAAGAGUACACAUUAUAGGUCACAUGCCACCCGGAGAUAAGGAUUGCUUACGAGUGUGGUCGAGGAACUACUAUGACAUUGUAACCAGAUACGAAAAUAUUAUUACAGCCCAGUUCUUCGGUCACACUCAUACUGAUGGAUUUCAAGUAUUCUACGACAGCAAAAAUCACAGUCGCCCGGUGAAUGUAGCGUACAUUGGAUCAUCCGUAACGCCCUCUGAUAACGUAAACCCAAGUUACAGGAUCUAUUACUUUGAUGGUGGCGAUAGUGGCAGCUCAUGGAAAGUAAUGGAUUACGAAACUUGGACCCUCGAUUUGGAUAAGGCGAAUAGGAAUCCACAACACUCUCCAGAGGUAUUCAAGCUGUAUUCGGCGAAAGAGGCUUACGGCCUGGAAAACUUAGAUCCUACGGAAUGGAGCAAUUUAAUUUAUCGAAUGCAAGAGGAUCCUGAACUUUUCGAGAAGUUCUAUAGGAACCAUUUCACAGAUAGUCCAAUGCGCGAAACUUACGACGCAAGAGACAAAAUGCGACUAUUAUGCGAGUUAAAAUCAGCAAAAAGUAGAGUCGGUUAUUUAUGAGUUUUGUGACGAUCUCGCUACAUAAGUAUGUAGAUUAGGUAUAAGUGGAAAAUUUACGUUAAUAGGAAAUUAAAUUAUUACUCGAUAUAAUAUCUUGCAAGGCCAACUUGGCUAAUAGCCGAACCAGAAUAAAACAUCACAAAUAAAUUUAUUUGCACUA
Molecule: messenger RNA, 2099 nt
Organism: Photinus pyralis (common eastern firefly)
Lineage: Eukaryota; Metazoa; Arthropoda; Insecta; Coleoptera; Lampyridae
Product: sphingomyelin phosphodiesterase-like
Exons: 13
Coding region: 242-1939 (565 amino acids)
Biological process (GO): sphingomyelin catabolic process; ceramide biosynthetic process
Cellular component (GO): lysosome
Molecular function (GO): acid sphingomyelin phosphodiesterase activity
Source: RefSeq, a predicted model, not a curated record